Molecule: messenger RNA, 1213 nt
Organism: Drosophila eugracilis
Lineage: Eukaryota; Metazoa; Arthropoda; Insecta; Diptera; Drosophilidae
Product: phosphatidate cytidylyltransferase, mitochondrial
Exons: 1
Coding region: 60-1088 (342 amino acids)
Biological process (GO): CDP-diacylglycerol biosynthetic process; cardiolipin biosynthetic process
Cellular component (GO): mitochondrion
Molecular function (GO): phosphatidate cytidylyltransferase activity
Source: RefSeq, a predicted model, not a curated record
UAAAAAAGUAAUUAUUCAACCUAAGUUAAGUCUGUUUUAGAGGUCCGCCUACCCACAAGAUGUUAGACCUAUACAGGCGCACUGUGGCUCGAUUUCCCCUGGGAAGCGUCAGCUACAUGUUUGCCUACGGCUCCGGAGUCAAACAACAAGAAGGAUAUGAAAAAUUGGGCAAUGGAAAUGGUUAUCGUCCGGCGCCGGGAAGCGUUGUAGAUCUGGUUUUUUGCGUACGAGAUGCUCACGGCUUCCAUGCGGAGAACCUACACCGCCAUCCGGAGCAUUAUUCUGCAUUAAGGCACCUGGGACCGAGCUUCGUGGCUAAAUAUCAGGAGCGAUUGGGUGCCGGCGUUUUUUGCAAUACUUUAGUCCCACUGGCUGAUGUAGGUCUUACCAUAAAAUAUGGCGUGGUGUCGCAAGAACAGCUGCUAGAGGAUCUGAUGGACUGGCGGCAUCUCUAUCUAGCAGGCAGACUUCACAAACCCGUUACGAAUCUGGUGAAUCCCUCAGAUAACCCGCCCCUGAAGGCUGCUCUGGACAGGAACCUUUUGUCAGCUUUGCAAGUGGCGCUGCUAUUGUUACCGGAAAAGUUCACGGCAUAUGAUCUUUUUCUAACAAUCGCUGGAUUGAGUUACAAAGGGGAUUUCCGCAUGAUCUUCGGGGAAAACAAGCGGAAGGUGCACAACAUCGUUAAUCCACAAAUCAAUGACUUCUUUGCUUUGUACCAACCUUCUUUGGGUCAACUUAGCAAGUAUGUAGCAGUUAACAUGAAAGGCCACGAGCCUGGAAGUCGGAAACCAGCCAUUCUGUUUGAGCAGGACAAAUCCUCAGCCGCUACGUCUCAACACCUACGACAAUUGCCCGGUGAACUUAGGAAGCGGUUAGAACGAAAUGCUGCCUGUCGUGGAGAUUACGCCGAGGUGGUGGAUCAUCUUUCCGUUGCCUCCCAGCUGCCGGAGGUGCUGCAGGCAUCUGUCAACGAUAUUGUUUGGCGCAGCAGCGUCACGCAAUCGAUCAAAAAUAUUCCCAGUGCAGGAGUUCUCAAGUCCCUGGUCUACAGCUACCGCAAGGCUCAAAAAACCUUCGCUGUGUAAAUUUUAUUUUGGAUUAUCCACAGGCUGAUAAUUUACCGACUAAGUUGUGCCAUUUAGCUGCAUUUCGUUAAAUAAUUUUAAGCUUCAAAGUUGUUAACUGCAAUAUAUGUUUAGUCCAAAACAAA